Molecule: messenger RNA, 930 nt
Organism: Cadophora gregata
Lineage: Eukaryota; Fungi; Ascomycota; Leotiomycetes; Helotiales; Ploettnerulaceae
Exons: 3
Coding region: 1-930 (309 amino acids)
Cellular component (GO): plasma membrane
Molecular function (GO): acetate transmembrane transporter activity
Source: RefSeq, a predicted model, not a curated record
AUGGCAGCAGCCACCGCACAUGAUGCUCAAGCUCCUAUGGAGAAGGAUUUCAGCAACAAUGGGUACACGAAUGGCAAUGGACAGAACUCGUAUCACUUGAACGAUACCAGUAUGGACAGUGACACAGCAUUGAAGAGAAUCAGAACAGCUGGAAGCAUUUCCAUCUCGCCUGAGCUUUUCGAGAAGAUCUACCUUUCGCCUCAGAACCAAGUAAAGGGUGAUUUACGAAAGACAUUCGGUAACCCAACUCCAGUUGCCAUUUGUGGCUUUCUCCUCUGCCUAUCUCCUCUCUGCUGUAUUCUUAUGGGAUGGCGAGGCUCUGGCGGCAAUGGUGCCUCUGGAAUUGGCUCUUACUUCUUCUUUGGCGGUGUUAUGAUGAUGGUCGGUGGCUUCCUUGAAUUCAUUCUUGGAAACACUUUCCCAUUCGUGGUUUUCAUGUCUUUCGGCGCUUUCUGGCUCACAUUCGCGUCAACUCUUCAACCAUUUUACUACGCCUAUGGAUCUUAUGCACCUCCCGGCGAACCAGAAUCUGCGGGUAUUGCAACAGUCGGAUUCACAUCCUCAUUCGCAUUCUUCCUUCUCUUCAUGGGAGUUCUUUGCUUCGUCUAUCUCAUCUGCUCUCUCCGCACCAACGUCGUCUUCGUCAUUAUCUUCUUCACUCUCGUCCCAGCUUUCGGUCUCCUUGCUGGCGUUUACUGGCAAACCGCUCUUGCUAUUAGCACAGGAGAUGCUUCGCACGCAGAGACGGCUCACAGAUGUCAAGUCGCUGCUGGUGCGUUCACGUUUGUCACAUCUAUGGCCGGAUGGUGGAUCUUCGCCGCUAUCAUGCUCGCUGCACUUGACUUCCCAAUCCAACUACCAGUUGGGGACCUGUCCACCAUCAUCAAGGGUGCCAGUGAGAGGCAGAAGGCUAAGGAGAAUAUGGUUUGA